AUGUUUUCAUCAAUAGAAAUUCUCACAAAAAAUGAAAGAUAGAACUCUCGUCUAGGGACACAAAGAAAAAAAUUCAAACUAACCGGAAAUUCCAUUUUGAAUGGCGAACAACCUAUAACUCAUGAUUUUUCUAAAAGACGAACUCAUGAAAGUGAUAAAGGAGACCACUAAGGUUUUCUUAUGAAAUUGGGUUAUUCAGUAUCUGAUGAUCCAAAUUAUUAAGAAUAUCAGAAGAAAAAUAGGGGAAGCUCAAAUUCAACAGAUUUGUAAUCAGGAAAUAGACUGACAAGUCGCCAAUCAAAUAGUAACUCUGUUGCUACAAGAGUAUAGAGUAUAGAACUUAAUAACAAUUACGAAAACUUGAACUGCCCAAGAACCAGUGUGUAUAAUCCAAGAACAAUCAGAAAAACUUUUUAAUCUGAUAAUUCUGAUGGUGGACUCGAAAACUUCAGCGACCAUUCACACCAUAUCAGCCUUGAUAAAACUCCAAAACCUAACACAAGUGCCAGUUUCCCAAAAGAAAAGUCAUCAAUAAUCCCAACCUUAAUUCAAUAUAAAUUUCAAAGGAUUCGAAGAUGUUUCUAAAUGAUUAAAGCCCUGUUACGAAUGAAAAGUCUCUCCAACUAAAAGAAAACUUCUUGGUCGUUGAAGUAAGAGAUUUUAAGAAGGAAUCAGAAAUCACUCAAAUUUAAUGAAAGUCUUACUAUGAUCAAGAUUAAGUAAUGGACAUAAAUGGUAUUCUCAAAAAUGAUUUCUUUUAUACAAUAAAAAAGAUUAGACAAGUGCAAAUUAAACUUCAUUGACAAUCCAGAGAGCAUGACACAAUUAGAGAAAGAUUAGGCCAUAAUAGUUGUAUCAAAUAUUUUCACUUUUGCUAUGUCUAAUCUAGUGAUUAUGACAUCAUGCACUAAUUUGAUAAAUGAAUUAUAAGUCAUGAUGUACCAAGAGUAAUUCUAUGAUUACAGAAAACAAUUUAGUAAAUUUGUGAGUCAAAGAGCUAAUUAUAUCAGUUCGGAUUAUUAAGUAUUAACAGAAUAAGAAAAAUAAAUCAUUUUAUCCGAAUGUGUCAUUAUAAAUAAUCUGAUCCCAAGCUUAGUAAAACUGACUGAAAGCUUGGAUGUAUUGAAAUGCAAUAAACCAAGCAUUGAAUUUUUAAUUAGAUCCUUAAUUUCCUUAAUUCAGUAUUUUUUCAUAUAGAACUUUUCUAAUUUUCCUAAAAUUGCGAUGAAAAAAUAAAAAAUUAAUUUCUUUUAAUAUCAAUUAGGCAAGAUUGAUACCUCUAUGAUAAUUGUUUAAAAUACUCAACUCAAGUCAGAUGACAUGAUAUUUGGUACUUACAACGAAUAACAACUCAAAGAUUUCAUAUCUAAAGAAAACUGGUCAGAGUCCAAUAAAAGUAAAAUGAACUAAGUAGCAAACAAUUUAAUCAGAAUUUUCUGA
Molecule: messenger RNA, 1440 nt
Organism: Paramecium tetraurelia
Lineage: Eukaryota; Ciliophora; Oligohymenophorea; Peniculida; Parameciidae
Exons: 4
Source: RefSeq, a predicted model, not a curated record